Messenger RNA from Eublepharis macularius, 3955 nucleotides. RefSeq names its product zinc finger protein 850-like. Lineage: Eukaryota; Metazoa; Chordata; Lepidosauria; Squamata; Eublepharidae. The record is from RefSeq and is a predicted model, not a curated record. The transcript has 5 exons. Bases 434 to 3391 code for a protein of 985 amino acids.
GGGAAAGUGGCCUUUGUUUUUCUCACGCGCGGAGUUGCAGCGGCUCCCCCCUGGCGGAAGGGGCUGCUGAUUUCCACAAAGCAGAGAAGGCACCACCCAAUCCGAGGCUGCUGCAGUUGCGCUUCUGGGGGACCGCAUGAAAGAGUGACGACUUGCCCGCCUGUUGGGUAAAAUUCCUGUUGGCAGGUGCUUGUGGACCUUUGACCUGGAAGCAGUCUCUGAGGGACCAGAUCAGGGCAAGAGUGUGAGAGGAGAGGAGAAGAGCAGAAAAGCGGAGCAGAACCAAUAUCAGAGUGGAGGGAGAAAUGUGUUGAGUCUGAAGGCACUGAUUUAUAGGCAAUUCCAGUCCGUGAAGAAAGAAGGAAACAAAAUUAGUUUCCAUCAGUGUGCCAAAAUCUUAACCGGGAAAUCAAGCCUUAGCUCACAGCCAAGAAUGCAUAACCAGGAAAAUGUGGUGAAAGGGUCCGAGUAUCGGAAAAACUUCAGUCAGAAAACAACCCUUACAUCACAUCAAAAAACCCACAAGGGGGAAAACCUGUAUGUAUGCUCGGACUGUGGAGAGAGCUUUAGUGACCUUUCAAACUUUACUUCCCAUCGAGAAACCCAUAAAGGGGAGAAUCUGUAUAUAUGUCCAGAAUGUGGAAAGAGAUUCAGUGACCAUUCCAGCUUUACUAGUCAUCAAAGCAUCCAUCCUGGGGAAAUGAGCAUCAGUCACAGAACCAUUUCCCAUCAAAGAGUCCAGGCUGGGGAGAAACCAUUUCAGUGCUUAGAAUGUGGAAUGACCUUCAACAGAAGCACAAAUCUUAUUUUGCAUCAAAGAACCCACACAGGGGAGAAACCGUUUGAAUGCUCAGUGUGUGGAAGGUGUUUCAGUCAGAAUUCAAGCCUUACUUGCCAUCAAAGAAUCCACACCGGAGAAAAACCAUACGAAUGCUCAGAGUGUGGAAACAACUUCAGGAAGAGGUAUCAGCUUACUGUCCAUCAAAGAAUCCACACUGGAGAGAAACGGUAUAAAUGUUUAGAGUGUGGAAUGAGGUUCAUUCACAAGGGCCAGCUUACUACCCAUGAAGGCACCCACACGGGGGAGAAACCGUAUAAGUGCUUAGAAUGUGGGAAGAGCUUUACUAUCCGUUCGAAUCUUAAUUGCCACCAAAUAAUCCACACGGGGGAAAAACCGUAUGAAUGUUUAGAAUGUGGGAAAUGCUUCAGCAAGAAGAAGGUCCUCCUUGUCCAUCAAACAAGCCACACAGGGGAGAAACCAUAUAAAUGCUCAGACUGUGGAAAGCGCUUCAAUCAGAAGGGCAACCUUGUGAACCAUCAAAGAAUCCAUACAGGCGAGAAACUGUAUGCCUGCUCAGAAUGUGGGAAGAGUUUCCUGAAGAAGUCCAGCCUUAUUGGCCAUGAAAAAACCCAUACAGAGGUGAAACCAUAUAUAUGCUCGGAGUGUGGAAAAGCCUUCAAUGAGAGUGGAAGGCUUUCUUCCCAUCAAAGAACCCACACAGGGGAGAAACCAUAUAAAUGCCCAGACUGUGGGAAGUGCUUCAGUCAAAAGUGCCACGUUGCAAACCAUCAAAGAAUCCACACAGGUGAGAAACUGUAUGCCUGCUCAGAGUGUGGAAAGAGUUUCCGGAAGAAGCCCAUCCUUAUUCGCCAUGAAAAAACCCAUACAGGGCUUGCCCGCCUGUUGGGUAAAAUUCCUGUUGUCAGGUGUUUCUGGACCUUUGACCUUACUGGUGGAUUGGAAGCAGUCUCUGAGGGACCAGAUCAGGGCAAGAGUGCGAGAGGAGAGGAGAAGAGCAGAAAAGCGGAGCAGAACCAUUAUCAAAGUGGAGGGAGAAAUGUGUUGAGUCUGAAAGCACCGAUUUAUAGGAAAUUCCAGUCCGUGAAGAAAGAAGGAAACAAAAUUGCUUUCCAUCAGUGUGCCAACAUCUUAACUGGGAACUCAAGCCUUUGUUCUCAUCCAAGAAUGCAUAACCAGGAAAAUGUGGUGAAAGGGUCUGAGUAUCGGAAAAACUUCAGUCAGAAAACAACCCUUAUAUCCCAUCAAAAAACUCGAAAAGGGGAGAAUCUGUAUAUAUGCUCGGACUGUGGAAAGAGCUUUAGUGAUCUUUCAAACUUUACGUCCCAUCAAGAAACCCAUAAAAGGGAGAAUCUGUAUAUAUGCUCGGACUGUGGAAAGAGCUUUAGUGACUUUUCAAACUUUACUUCCCAUCAAGAAACCCACACAGGGGAGAACCUGUAUAUAUGCUCAGAAUGUGGAAAGAGCUUCAGUGACCAUUCAAGCUUUGUUUCCCAUCAAGAAACCCAUAAAGGGGAGAAUCUGUAUAUAUGUCCAGAAUGUGGAAAGAGAUUCAGUGACCAUUCCAGCUUUACUAGUCAUCAAAGAAUUCAUCCUGGGGAAAAGAGCAUCAGUCACAGAACAAGUAUAACUUCCCAUCAAAAAGUCCGGGCAGGGGAGAAACCAUUUCAGUGCUCAGACUGUGGAAUGAACUUCAACAAAAGCUCAAGUCUUAUUUCACAUCAAAGAACCCACACAGGGGAGAAACCAUUUGAAUGCUCAGAGUGUGGAAAAUGUUUCAGUCAGACCUCAAGCCUUACUUGCCAUCAAAGAAUUCACACCGGAGAAAAACCUUACGAAUGCUCAGAGUGUGGAAGGAACUUCAGGAAGAGCUCUCAGCUUAGUGCCCAUCAAAGAAUCCACACUGGAGAGAAACGGUAUAAAUGUUUAGAGUGUGGCAUUAGGUUCAUUCACAAGGGCCAGCUUACUACCCAUCAAGGCACCCACACAGGGGAGAAACCGUUUAAGUGUUUAGAAUGUGGAAAGAGCUUUACUAUCCGUUCGAGCCUCACUUGCCAUCAAAGAAUCCACACAGGGGAAAAACCAUAUGAAUGCUUAGAGUGCAGAAGGAGCUUCAGUAGGAAGAAGAUCCUAAUUUCUCAUCAAAGAACCCACACAGGGGAGAAACCAUAUAAAUGCCCAGACUGUGGAAAGUGCUUCAGUCAGAAGGGCAACCUUGCGAACCAUCAAAGAAUCCACACAGGCGAGAAGCUGUAUGCAUGCUCAGAAUGUGGAAAGAGUUUCUCAAAAAAGUCCAGCCUUAUUGGCCAUGAAAAAACCCAUACAGAGGUGAAACCAUAUAUAUGCCAGGAGUGUGGAAAAGCCUUCAAUGAGAGUGGAAGCCUUUCUUCCCAUCAAAGAACCCACACAGGGGAGAAACCAUAUAAAUGCCCAGACUGUGGGAAGUGCUUCAGUCAAAAGGGCAACCUUGCAAACCAUCAAAGAAUCCACACAGGCGAGAAACUGUAUGCAUGCUCAGAAUGUGGAAAGAGUUUCUUGAAGAAGUCCAGCCUUAUUGGCCAUGAAAAAACCCAUACAGGGGUGAAACCAUAAAAAAUGCUCACAGUUUGGAAAGAGCUCUAGUAAAAAAUGUACUCAGAGUACCCAUCAAAAAAAUCUUGCAGGAGAAAUGCCUAAACGUCCAGAGUGCUGAAAGAGCCUCAGACAGCACAUAUCUUUUUGACACAUCUUUUCAAUCUCUGGCAUCUCUCAUUAAACCAAGCUGCCGGUUGGUGACCUGGAAGAUCUCUGCCUGAGAUCCUGUAUAGCCACUGCAGCUCUCUGUGAACAAUAUUGACCCUGAUGGACCAACAGUCUAAUGCAAUAUAAGGGAGCUUUUUGUGUGUUCAUGUGAAUGGGACACCAGGGGCACGGUCAUAUAUUCAUGAUUCUGUUCAUUGCUGUGUCUUCUCAUAGAGCUUCAUCACCUCUGUAAAGUUCAGCAACCAGUGAGGAAAAAUACAGAACUGCCUUUUCCAUGGAAUUUUUCUUUAUUUAGACUGUAUGAAAAAAUACAGACCUGCCUUUUGACCUGACAGUUCGUUAGUACAGCAGAUUUACAGUGCAAUCCUAAACAGAGUUACUGCAGUCUAAGUCCAUUGAAAUCUGUGGGCUUAG